ACACAGAUACAAUACGCGACACAGACGGAAGAAGCAGAAACAGUAGCAGCAGCAGCAGUUGUAGCAGAGAAUGCGAAUAAGAACUGCGUAUAUGUAUUGUGAGGAAAUACAAAACAGCAGACGACAGAGCGAACGGUGUGCUUUUUCGGCAUAGAUCUCGGGUCCCCUUCUUAUACACGCAGUAUAAAUCAAUCCAUAAUACAAAAAAUAAAGCACACAAAAAAUACAAUAGAAAAGAAAAACGUAUUCAACGCAAAACGCUGGGUAACCAGAAAUUCGUGAUCAAAAAACAGCUGUGGCAGUGGAAAGGGCACUAGAAAAGUAAUCAUAAAGUGCGAAAGGUCAGCAGCAGAGGCAGAGCAGCAGCAGCAGACGACAGAAGCAGAGCAGCGACAGCAGCAGCAGCAGGAACAUUUCGCUGUAUAUAAAACUGUGUGUGUGUGUGCAUGUGUCGUUGUAUGUGUAUGUGUGUCUAGCUGUCACUUUCUUGCGCGCGCACAAGACAUACACAAAUUGAAAUCAGCGACCGACGAACAAGCAACCAACUAAAAACCCCCCUAUUCCCUCCUCCCCCACAAAGUCGAAGCAAAAGCUGAAAGCCCAAAGACACAUACAAAAAAAAAACGAAAAGAGAAAAAACUUGACGUACGCGCCCGGUUCCGGUGCCGCCAACGCCACUGAAAUCCAUCAAAAGCAACAACACAGCUUAGUUGCAAUUGCAUAGAAAAGUGGAAGUGCGUUGUGUGUUCGUUCCCCGUUCCAGUUCGCGUCGCUGCCGCUGUUGACGUUGACGUCGCCGCUGCGUGUUAUUGUUAGUUAGUGAGUGUACGUGCGUGUGUGUGUGUGUGUCGUUUGUUUUUGCUGCAUUUAGUACCUAUUUUUUUGGUUUUUGUUUUUACUGCUGCCAAAGAUCGUCCAGCUUCCAAUCGCAGGUGCCGGGUAUACUGCAUUUUUUUGCUGCUGCUGUUUACAUGAGGAAAUUGUUGUUCAGAAACGCUGACAACAACAACUACAACAACAACAAACGGCACGUCAAAAGCGAAUCUACAAAAACCAAAACAAAUUAAAGCUAUCAUACACAACAACAACAAGCGGAGGAGCAAGCAGCAACAACAAACAGUGUUGGGUAAUACCAACUGAAAACAACAGGAGAAGGAGGAGGAAACGAAACAGCAAUAGCAACAGCAUCGAAUUUGGAAUCGGAAUCAGAAUCGCAAUCGUGCUCCCUCGCUUGCACUUGCAGGAUUUCACAGUGCGCUGCUGCUGCGUUUAACUGUGUGUGUGCGUGUGUCUUGGAAAGGAAGGAGGGUGGUGGGGGCAGCUGGGGAAGGGGAAAUUGUUGUUGUUGUGAGAGUAGUGUGUAGUUAGAAGCAGCGGGGGGCGCGUUUGAGUGUCCAGGCUACGUGAGAUGUUGCCAUUCACACCGCAAGUGGUUAAACGUUUGUUAGCACUCAAAAAGGGCAACGAGGACAACAGCGUCGAGGGCAAGUGGUCGGAGAAGGCCGUACGCAAUCUGGUGAAGAAGAUCAAGAAGAGCUCACAGAUCGAGGAAUUGGAACGCGCCAUCUCCACACAGAAUUGCAACACACGCUGCGUAACGGUGCCGCGCAGCAAACCCGCUGCCACCGGCGAAAGUUUACGCAAGGGUUUGCCCCACGUCAUCUAUUGCCGCUUAUGGCGCUGGCCCGAUCUCCAGUCACAGAAUGAACUGAAACCGCUCGAUCAUUGCGAGUACGCGUUCCAUUUGCGCAAGGACGACAUCUGCAUCAAUCCGUAUCAUUACAAAAAGAUUGAGCUCUCGAUAUUGGUGCCGAAAUCGCUGCCAACGCCGCCCGAUUCGAUAGUCGAUUAUCCGCUCGAUAAUCAUCAGCAUCAGAUACCAAAUAAUACGGAAUAUAAUGCUGCAAUAAUCCGCAGUGCAUCGCUUAGUCCGCCACAAUAUAUGGAAUUGGGUGGCAGUGGCAGCAACAGCAGUAGCAACAGCACCACAACAGCCGCUGCCAGCAGCAGCAAUUAUCAACAGCAGCAACAACACUUGCAACAGCAGCAACAACAACAACAACAAUCAUCGUUUGCCACCGGUGGCAGCAGCAGCUGCAACAUGGACUCACAAUCGAGCGUACUCAGCGUUGGCAGCAGCAUCCCAAACACCGGAACUCCGCCGCCCGGCUAUAUGAGCGAAGAUGGCGAUCCGAUUGAUCCCAACGAUAACAUGAACAUGUCGCGUCUCACACCGCCCGCCGAUGCGGCACCCGUGAUGUACCAUGAGCCAGCCUUCUGGUGUUCCAUCUCCUAUUACGAGCUGAACACCCGCGUUGGCGAAACAUUUCAUGCCUCGCAACCGUCGAUCACUGUCGACGGUUUCACCGAUCCAUCCAAUUCGGAACGCUUCUGCCUGGGUCUGCUCUCCAAUGUCAAUCGCAACGAGGUCGUCGAGCAGACGCGUCGCCACAUCGGCAAGGGCGUCCGGCUCUAUUACAUCGGCGGCGAGGUCUUUGCCGAAUGCCUCAGCGAUUCAUCGAUCUUUGUCCAGAGCCCAAAUUGCAAUCAACGCUAUGGCUGGCACCCGGCAACCGUUUGUAAAAUCCCUCCCGGUUGCAAUCUGAAGAUCUUCAACAAUCAGGAGUUUGCCGCUCUACUGUCGCAAUCGGUGUCGCAGGGAUUCGAGGCCGUCUAUCAGCUGACACGCAUGUGCACCAUCCGGAUGUCAUUUGUGAAGGGUUGGGGUGCCGAGUAUCGACGUCAGACGGUCACAUCGACGCCCUGCUGGAUUGAGCUGCAUCUGAAUGGACCGUUGCAGUGGCUGGAUCGUGUGCUCACCCAAAUGGGUUCGCCUCGUUUGCCCUGCAGUUCCAUGUCGUAAGCGAAUCAUCUAUAACAACAACAACAAACAAAGAACAACAGCACACACAACACCACACACAACAAACAAAACACAUCUCUUCGAUCUAUAUACUUAUAUGUACAUGCACUAUAUAACCUAACCCUAUUAUUAUUAAUUAAUAUUAUGAUAAAUUUUUUUUUUUUUUGCGAGAAAGAGACACACAAAACAUUUACAAAGAAGUAUGCUCAGAGCUAACAGAAUCAUAUAUAUAAAAUUAUAUAUAACAAGAGAGAGAGAACUUCUAUAUAUAUAUGUAUAUGUUUAUCUACAUAAAAAGUGAAAGGAAAGGCAGAGAUCAUGUAUUUUGCAUUAGGGAUUUUUAGUGCGUAGAUCUAAGCAGAGAAAUUGUAUGUAGCGCACAUAGGAGAAUGAGAGACAUUAGAAGCCAAAACGUUUGAUAAGCAUUGAUUCAUUGUGGGGCAGCUCCAGACAUUUUUUAAAGUAAAGAAAACUCGACAAUUUUCUUGGUACAUAGAGAUGAAAAAAUUCAAAAGGGAAAGCACAGGCAACAGUGUUGCACAACGCGCGAUAGAGAUUCAAAAUUCUUUGUGAAAGAACUAAAAACAAACAAAAAAAGAAAACUUCAGGUGAUUUGGAAAAUGUUUUUCUAAGAUUGAGCAUAGCACGGAACAAAAAAAAAUAAAACAGAAA
Messenger RNA from Drosophila sulfurigaster albostrigata, 3535 nucleotides. RefSeq names its product mothers against decapentaplegic homolog 3 (gene Smox). Gene Ontology annotation, molecular function: DNA-binding transcription factor activity, RNA polymerase II-specific; RNA polymerase II cis-regulatory region sequence-specific DNA binding; I-SMAD binding. The coding region runs from base 1409 to 2863 and encodes 484 amino acids. The record is from RefSeq and is a predicted model, not a curated record. NCBI's taxonomy places the organism in Eukaryota, Metazoa, Arthropoda, Insecta, Diptera, Drosophilidae. Gene Ontology annotation, cellular component: heteromeric SMAD protein complex. The transcript has 2 exons. Gene Ontology annotation, biological process: SMAD protein signal transduction; BMP signaling pathway; anatomical structure morphogenesis.